Cercocebus atys (sooty mangabey) is the source of this 3934-nucleotide messenger RNA. RefSeq names its product ubiquitin-conjugating enzyme E2Z (gene UBE2Z). The record is from RefSeq and is a predicted model, not a curated record. Gene Ontology annotation, molecular function: cysteine-type endopeptidase inhibitor activity; ubiquitin conjugating enzyme activity. Gene Ontology annotation, cellular component: nucleus. The coding region runs from base 949 to 2013 and encodes 354 amino acids. NCBI's taxonomy places the organism in Eukaryota, Metazoa, Chordata, Mammalia, Primates, Cercopithecidae. Gene Ontology annotation, biological process: negative regulation of apoptotic process. The transcript has 7 exons.
UUGUAUUUUUAAUAGAGACGGGACUUCACCAUGUUGGUCAGGGUGGUCUCGAACUCCUGACCUCGUGAUUCGCCCACCUUGGCCUCCCAAAAUGCUGGGAUUACAGGCGUGAGCCACUGAGCCUGGCCGAUUAUUUUUCACUUUAAACAUCUCAGGAAAGACCCAAAGAAUCCUCAGGGUUUACACUCACAGUCCCUUGAUUCCUGUAUAUUCCAAGAUUUGUGGGAAGAAAAGGUACCAAGCUUGGAGUCAGGAGGCCUGAUUUUUCUUCCUUUCACCAAGCUUCUCUAGUUCUGUUUCAUUAUCCCUAUGACAACGACUAGCAACAGUGACUGGCAUUUAGUAGGCCCUUCAUAAAUAUAUGUUGAAUAAACUCUAAAAGAGGUAGCUUUUCAAUCCAAGUUGAGUCCUUUCUUGGUCCUGUUGCAGGCAAGGGCAAUGGUAUCCUGCCCUGGGUGCACAAAGAUGCAGGGAGGAUCAAUCGCAGAGCCUUUCCCAGAGAAGGGGCCCAAAGCGAGUCAACCUCUCUACUGAGCUUCCCACGAGGAUGCUGGAUCCCCAAUCCCAACCAUGGACACGUCUGACGGUCGCCGCCGUUAACGGGAAUGAUAUGGCCCUUCCUCCCCCACUCCCCCUUCUCUUCUCCCCUUUCAACACUUGAAUUGGGCUCUCCCGCUCCUUCCGCACAGCGCAGGACCCACACCAGCCCAAAACCUUCGCGGCCUGCUAGUUCCCACCCCUCCCGUCCUGGAGGACCGUAGGUGGACGCUCUUGCAGAGCGCCUCUCGCUGGUUGGGGCGGGGGUGGGCGGAGCCAGCACCGUCUGGGCUGUGGAAGCGGAGGGUGGGGACACUCUGGCCCGGUUCUCGGUGGUGCGGGAGCUGGCGCUAGCAGCGGCCGCUCUGGUCGGCGGACGUGCUGCCGAGUAGUCCCGGAAGCGAAGCAGCGAUGGCGGAGAGUCCGACUGAGGAGGCGGCGACGGCGGGCGCCGGGGCGGCUGGCCCCGGGGCGAGCGGCGUUGCUGGUGUUGUUGGCGUUAGCGGCAGCGGCGGCGGGUUCGGGCCGCCUUUCCUGCCGGAUGUGUGGGCGGCGGCAGCGGCAGCGGGCGGGGCCGGGAGCCCGGGGAGCGGCCUGGCUCCGCUGCCCGGGCUCCCGCCCUCGGCCGCUGCCCACGGGGCCGCGCUCCUUAGCCACUGGGACCCCACGCUCAGCUCCGACUGGGACGGCGAGCGCACCGCGCCGCAGUGUCUACUCCGGAUCAAGCGGGAUAUCAUGUCCAUUUAUAAGGAGCCUCCUCCAGGAAUGUUCGUUGUACCUGAUACCGUUGACAUGACUAAGAUUCAUGCAUUGAUCACAGGCCCAUUUGACACUCCUUAUGAAGGGGGUUUCUUCCUGUUCGUGUUUCGGUGUCCGCCCGACUAUCCCAUCCACCCACCUCGGGUCAAACUGAUGACAACGGGCAAUAACACAGUGAGGUUUAACCCCAACUUCUACCGCAAUGGGAAAGUCUGCUUGAGUAUUCUAGGUACAUGGACUGGACCUGCCUGGAGCCCAGCCCAGAGCAUCUCCUCCGUGCUCAUCUCUAUCCAGUCCCUGAUGACUGAGAACCCCUAUCACAAUGAGCCUGGCUUUGAACAGGAGAGACAUCCAGGAGACAGCAAAAACUAUAAUGAAUGUAUCCGGCACGAGACCAUCAGAGUUGCAGUCUGUGACAUGAUGGAAGGAAAGUGUCCCUGUCCUGAACCCCUACGAGGGGUGAUGGAAAAGUCCUUUCUGGAGUAUUAUGACUUCUAUGAGGUGGCCUGCAAAGAUCGCCUGCACCUUCAAGGCCAAACUAUGCAGGACCCUUUUGGAGAGAAGCGGGGCCACUUUGACUACCAGUCCCUCUUGAUGCGCCUGGGACUGAUUCGUCAGAAAGUGCUGGAGAGGCUCCAUAAUGAGAAUGCAGAAAUGGACUCUGAUAGCAGCUCAUCUGGGACAGAGACAGACCUUCACGGGAGCCUGAGGGUUUAGACCCUGCUCCCAUCUCCCCUUUCCCCCCAACUCAAAGAGUCCCAGCAGAAUUCCUUCCCCCCACCCCAGGGAUGGAGAGGCACUGUGUAUCUCCCUCCAGACUCGAAGUCAUCCUGCAAGAUGGCAAGAACCAAGCAAGCUCGGAUCCCAGGGUGUGGGAGUGGGGGGCCUGUUCCUGGUCUGACCUCCUUGGCACUGGAGCAUCUGGGGCGACGUUCAUCUGUUCAUCCCAUAUCAGGGGCCAAGGUACCUUUACAGGAGCACCUAGAGCGAGGGCCUCUGGCAAAAACAAAACAACCAACACACCUCUCCACAGGGCCAGCUCCUUAGGGAUAAGUAGAAGACGAAAAUUGCAGUUCCAAGAGGGAUUGUGCCCAAAUGAUUUAUGGGGAUACCUGGAAGGGAGCUUGGGGUGGGGGCUGUCUGUGACACUUAAGCAGUCUGGGUGGUUGUCUAUUUGUCUGUCUUCAGUCUUGAAGCAGGGCUUCCCAAUGCCCUUUUCCUCCCUGCCUGCCUUCCCCCAUUAUUUCCCACAGGCCAGCAUAAUUUUGUUUUUCCUAAUUUAUAGUCACUGUUCUAGACAGACCAAAGAGAAGGAACAGUGGUGGAGUCUAGGCUGCUGAUCAGUAAGCUUUACCUAGCACCUGAGCACCUUUCUCCCCUCCCCCCUUUCCUCACCCUUUUCUAGAUGUAAGACAGAAGGUAAAUGUGACUGGGACUUAACCAAGGUCUUGGUAAAGCCUGCAUAGGCACCGUAAGAAGCUGAAAAUAUGUUUGUUCCCACAAUCACUGAUUUGAAAAGUUCCUGGCACAGGCAGCUGCUGUGUAUAUGGGAUUAGAGCCACUACAUAGAAUAGUCUUACAGAUUUUCAUAAAUACUAGUCACAAUGAGGGUAUUUCUUUUGAGGGUGGAGUAAGUGGGAGACUGAUGCUAGUCAUUGUAUUUUGUUGGGCUGUCCUUGUGUAUUUUCACCCCAGCCUGUAGUCCUCCUCACUUCAACCCCAGGGAUUUGUGGGGAGCAAGGGUAGCCAAUGGCAGAGGGGAUUGGGGCUGGGGCUCUGGAGGCUCCUCCCCUUCUUUCUCCUUCCGCCUCCCCUGUGCCCCCAGCUGCUCUUGUCACUGACUCUGAUGGGUGUUUGCCUGGCUGUGUUGCUUCUCUGUAUUUAGCUGCAGUGAUCCUUUAGCUGGUUGGCUCAGAAAAAAAAUGUGCUUUAGGUGCCCUGUAAUCCUGGGCAUCAAGGGAAUCCAUCCUUCCCCUUUUUGAUAUGUUCUCCCCAUACUUCCAGAUUUAUUGUUAUGGCUCCCAGUGGGUAUUGGCAAUUCUUGUGAUGCAGGGCCUCAGUCAGUGUCCAGCCAUGCAUAAGGGAGAGGAUAGUGUGUACCUGCCCUGCCCGCUGCUAUGAAAGUCUCUGGCUUGUGGAUCAUGGGACUCCCCUUGGAGGAUCUGUGCAAAGCGGGGCUGGGCAAAAAGGAGAAUGUCCUACUUGGGAGGGCAGGAAGCAAAGGAACUGGACAGGGAUUGGUGGGCUUGGGGAACGGAAGUUUAUCUUGGAUACUCAUGAAGAGGCUGGGUCUCUUCACGUGAAGAUUGAAAAGGGACCCUGCUUCCAAUUUCCCUCUUCCAUUCCUCAAGCUACUCCAGGGCUUAGAAAAAUGCCCUUGGUCUGUGGGUCCAGUGUUGUCUGUCAUCCAUUUAAGUGUUCCCACUUUCAAGUGACAAUCCUCUCCUUGGCCCUGCCAUAGGGCAGAGCAUGUCUGGCAUAGCAGCCUGACUUUUAUGCCCUAAUCUUGAGUUGAGGAAAUAUAUGCACAGGAGUCAAAGAGAUGUCUUUAUAUCUGACUGUAUAUAAAUGAAGUUUUCUUUUUUUUUUUUUUUUUUUUUUUUUUUUUUUUGGUGCAAUAAAGUUUGUUUUGGCAGAA